AUGGAAAACACGGUGAAUGAAGACACUAAUCAUCCUAACCAGAAAACCACAGAACACAUCAUGAGAGAAGACAGCACUGCAGAGGACACUGAUGAACAGAAAAGUAACCCGACUGUGGUGAAAGUGGAUGCAACAUCUGACAUCUUUAAAGACAAGAAUGAGAAGAAAAUCAGAACAGUGCUGACUGUUGGAGAAGCUGAUAUCGGAAAAUCGUUUCAUGUACAGAAAUACAUAGAAGAGUGGGCCAAAAAUACAAAUCCUUCAUUUUUCACUUGGAUUGCAGAUAUAGCAAAAUCUUUCAUUGGUAAAGCAAAAGGGAAAGAACUAGGAAUAUUUCCACUCAGUGAGCUUAACCAGAUUAAAGAUAUGAACUUUAGCUUAGUGGGUCUUCUUAACCAUUUCUUCAGCGAAACCAAAGAAUUUGUAAUUACUAAUUUUUCACAAUUCCCAGUUUUAAUUAUCUUGGAUGGACUUGACAAAUCACAGCUUCCACUUGACUUUGACAACAACAACAUCUUGUCUGAUAUCAGUGAACCAGCCUCAGUGGACGUGCUGUUGACCAACCUUAUCAAAGGGAACCUGCUUCCUUCAGCUCAAGUGUGGAUAACGUCCCGACCUUCAGCUGGUAAUCAGCUGAAUGUUGAAAAAUGUGUUGACAGGGUGACAGAAAUACGAGAGAAGCCUGAUAUCACAAGCCAACGCAAACUCAAGUCUCAACUGAAGGAGCAGUUUACUCGUGUGUCUGAGGGCAUCGACAGGCAAAAAACCUCUGCUGUCCUGAAUGAGAUCUACACAGAGCUCUACAUCAUAGAGGGGCAGAGUGGAGAAGUCAAUGAGCAGCAAGAGAUCAGACAGGUUCAAAAUGCAAAGUUCAAACCAGUUAAACAAGAAACAGCAAUUAAAUAUAAUGAGAUCUUCACCUCUGUAGAAAAUAAACAUAUUAAAACUGUGAUGACAAUUGGAGUGGCAGGCAUAGGAAAAACUAUCGCAUCAAUGAAGUACAUGCUGGACUGGGCUGAGGGUAACGCAGUUCAAAACAUUUAUUUCAUGUUUCCAUUUCCUUUCCGAGAGCUUAAUUUGAGAAGAGAGGAACAACUCAGUUUUGAGGAUCUUCUUCAUCAGUUCUUUCCAGCUAUGAAGACCUCAGAAAUAUCUGACUAUGACAAGUACGAAAUUCUGGUUGUUCUGGAUGGCUUUGAUGAAUGUCGACUUGAUCUUGACUUCAGUGAAAGUAAUAAAUGCAUCAGUGUGAGAGAGCAAACAUCAGUCAAUAUUCUGCUGACCAACCUCAUCCAAGGAAAUCUGCUUCCUAAAGCUCAGAUCUGGAUCACCUCCCGUCCUGCAGCGUCCAACCGUAUUCCUGUUGAUAAAGUUGACCGGGUCACAGAGGUGCGAGGAUUCAAUGAUGAGCAAAAAGAAGAAUACUUCAGGAAGAGGUUUAAGGAUAAGGCUUUGGCUGAAAAAAUUCUCACCCAUGUGAAGAAAUCAAGGAGCAUUUAUAUCAUGUGUCACAUACCAGUUUUCUGUUGGAUCACUGCAAAGGUCCUGGAAGAAUAUGUGACCACAAACCAAGAUGAUGAAAUGCCCAAGACUCUUACUGACAUGUACACAUACUUUCUUUUGAUUGAGUGCAGACAGGCUAACAGAAAGUAUAAUGAAGAUAAGACCGGUGAAAGGUGUGAGAUAGAUAAAUGCUGGAAUGAAAGAAACAAGGAAACCAUUAUAUCUUUAGGAAAACUAGCUUUUGAAGAGCUUGUUAAAGGAAACUUUCUCUUUGAUGAAGAAAACCUGACAGAGUGUGGUACUGACAUCACAAAAGCUGCUGUUUUUUCUGGGAUACUGACUCAGAUCGAGAGAGAAGGUCCUUCACUGUACACACAGAAACUGUUUUGCUUUGUCCAUUUGAGCAUUCAGGAGUUCCUGGCAGCUUUCUAUGUGUUUUACGUCUUCAAUAACAAAAGUGAAAAUCUGCUUACCCCACCCCCUUCAGUGGUUUCAGAUUUGCCUCCAUCCAACUUCUACAAGAAAGCAGUGGACAAAGCUUUAGAUAGUAAACAUGGAGACUGGGAUUUGUUUCUCCGCUUCCUGCUCGGCCUCUCACUGGAGACCAAUCAGAAUCUUCUGAAAGAGCUGCUGAUAGACAGCAAAAAAAAUAACAAGGUGAUCAACAAGAAGACAGCUGAGUACAUCAAAAAGAAGAUCAAUGAAGACAUCAGUGAUGCAGAUCAAAACCUCAAUCUUUUUUACUGUUUGAAUGAGCUUAAUGAUCACUCUCUUGUUAAAGACAUCAAAGAGCAACUGCGAUCAGGAAAACAGAAUUUUGAAGAUUACUCUGCUGGUCAGUGGUCUGCUCUGACGUUUGUGCUGUUGACGUCAGAUGAGAAACUCGAUGUGUUUGAUCUGAAAAAGUAUCAGAAAUCAGAGAAAGGUCUUCUGGGAAUGUUGCCAGUGGUCAAAGUCUCAAAAAUUACCUUGCUGACUUGGUGUGAGCUCUCUGAAAAAGCCUGCAGUGGUCUGACAUCCUCAGUCCUAAGCUCUGCAUUCUCAAACCUUUUGGAGUUGAACUUUAGCCAUAAUGAUUUGCUUGAUGUGGGUGUGCAGCAUCUUGCAGAAGGCCUGAAGAGUUCACACUGCAAACUGGAGAUUCUGAAAUUGUCUGGUUGUCAGGUAACAGAGACAGGCUGCUCUUUCUUGGCCUCAUCUCUCAUAUCCAAUGCAGCUUCCCUCCUGAAACAUCUGGAUCUGAGUUAUAAUCACCCAGGAGACCGUGGAACCAGAGAACUCACUGAUAUAAAGGAAGAUCCAAAUAUGAAUUUGGACCAUGGUGGAGAGCAUCGGUUAAAACCGGGGAUAAAGAAGUAUGGUGUAGAACUGAAGUUUGACGAAACUACGGCGAGCAAAAGGCUUAUCCUAGAAGGAGACAGAAAAGUAAAAACUGUAAAGAAGGUAGAGGAGAAACCUGCACGACCUGAAAAUGAGGACAGGUUCAAGAGGUCUCAGGUGUUUUGCGUCGAGGGACUGAAAGGUCUCUGCUACUGGGAAGUAGAAUGGAGUGGGACAGUCUGCAUUGCUGCAGCAUACAAAAGAGUGGGUAGAAAUUGGGAUAGUGGUGGUGGCCUAGGAUGCAAUGAGAUGUCCUGGGCUCUGUCCUGCUCUAGAACUAAAUGCACUGCCUUGCAUGGGAAGACAUCAACAAAGCUGGAAUUACCUUCCAGUAAAAAAAUAGCAGUGUUCUUGGACUGGGAAGGUGGAAUUCUGAGUUAUUACAGUGUUUCAUCAGAAAAGCUGAGCCUCAUACACACCUUCCAUGCAAAAUUCACAGAACCGCUCUUCCCAGCAUUCUGGUUUAAAACAGGCUCUGUGACCUUAUGUGAGAUAAACUAA
Neolamprologus brichardi is the source of this 3384-nucleotide messenger RNA. The record is from RefSeq and is a predicted model, not a curated record. NCBI's taxonomy places the organism in Eukaryota, Metazoa, Chordata, Actinopteri, Cichliformes, Cichlidae.